Molecule: messenger RNA, 1731 nt
Organism: Labeo rohita (rohu)
Lineage: Eukaryota; Metazoa; Chordata; Actinopteri; Cypriniformes; Cyprinidae
Product: gastrula zinc finger protein XlCGF8.2DB
Exons: 3
Coding region: 553-1650 (365 amino acids)
Biological process (GO): central nervous system development; regulation of transcription by RNA polymerase II
Cellular component (GO): nucleus
Molecular function (GO): RNA polymerase II cis-regulatory region sequence-specific DNA binding; DNA-binding transcription factor activity, RNA polymerase II-specific
Source: RefSeq, a predicted model, not a curated record
UGUUGUGAUUCACCUAAAGAGCAGGUUUGUGGUUUUAAGUUUUUAAAACAAUGCAAACUGUUACAUCAGUUAAAGCACUUUUACAGGCUAUGUAAAACAAAUGUAAAAUAUCAUUCUUAAAUAUAACGUUGUAAUGCUUCAUUUAGUGUUAGUUAAAUAAACCGUUUAGCCUUUAGUAACAAAGAAGGUGCGUCUCAGUUCGCUAAGAAGUGAUCAGAGAAACUGAGAAUCCGAAUCAUCUGAAUCAAAUCAUUUGUGAAAUGAUUCAGUGAUUCGAAGCGCUCGAAUCAGCGCGCGCUGACGACAAACGAGAACAAACACAAACGUGUGAAAUGAUAACCGCAAAUGUUUUCAUGAAAGUGUAAUAUGUGCACUGACUACUGAACUAUUUAACUAUAGGGAGCUGAUUAACACGCAUCCAGAAAUUUUUUUUUGGAUUGAUUUUGUCUUUUAGCAGGAAACUAUUCUUAUCUUAAACAGGACGAAGUGUCAAAACACACAGAAAAACUCUUGUUGAAUCAACUGAGAUCCAUUUGACACACUAUUAUAAAGAUGGUGUUUAUUAAAGAGGAGAGUGAAGACAUGAAGAUUGAAGAAACUUUCAGAGUCAAACAUGAAGAUACUGAGGAACAAACAGACCUGAUGGCGCUGAAAGAAGAGACUCAAGAACUCAAUGAAAUGGAAGAAAAAGAGCAGUAUGAGAAACACUGUGAUGUAACCAUUGGUGAAAAAUCCACACAGACUGAAAAGACUUCAUCAUGUGAAAAACCUCAGAAAACCAAAUCUAACAGAUCUUUCACCUGCCAUCAGUGUGGAAAGUGUUUUCUUCAAAAACACAAACAUCUCCACAUGAGAGUUCACACUGGAGAAAAACCUUUCACAUGCCAACAAUGUGCAAAGAGUUUCAGUCAAAAAGGACACCUUGAACAACACAUGAGAAUCCACACUGGAGAAAAGCCUUUUACAUGCAAACAGUGUGGAAGGAGUUUUACACAGAAAAGCCACCUCAAUGGCCACAUGAAAAUUCACACUGGAGAGAGAUCUUUCACCUGCCAACAGUGUGGAAAUAGUUACCCUCAAAAACAAAACCUUAAAAUUCACAUGAGGGUUCACACUGGAGAGAAGCCCUAUAUUUGCACACAGUGUGGGAAGAGUUUUAUACACUAUAGUGGCCUUAAGUACCACAUAAGAACACACACUGGAGAAAAACUGUUUAUUUGUGAUCAGUGUGGAAAGAGUUUUAGAUGUCAAGAAAACCUUAAUAAUCACAUGAAGAUUCACUCAAAAGAAAAGAGUUUUAAAUGUCAUCAGUGUGAAAGGAGAUUCACAAACACAAAUCACCUUAAGAAUCAUGUAAUAACUCACAUCGGGGAAAAGCCUUUCAUGUGCCAUCAGUGUGGAAAGAGUUUCACAAGAGAAGGAACCCUCAAGGUUCACAUGAGAAUUCACACUGGAGAGAAACCUUUCACCUGCAGACAUUGUGGAAAGUGUUUCACAGUUAAAGUAAACCUUAAAACUCACAUAAGAGUUCACACUGGAGAGAAACCUUACAAGUGUCUUCAGUGUGAGAAGAGUUUCACAUGUCAAAGCAGCAUGAAACAUCAUUUGCAAACACAUUGUGGGAAGAAAUCACCAUUUACCUCAGAGUGACGUUUAGAAAAAGGAGUAAUUUCUAUAAUCAUCUGUGCAUUCAUUCUGGAAGACAAUUUAAAUUGUGGACAGAGUAAUAAA